GCCCGGGAAUUUCCGGAAAUUGCCGAAGAGGAAGCGUGGAGCGGCGGGUUGAGGCCGUGCAGGCGGUUGCUGCUCGAUCAGCGAGAGUUAAGGGGGUGUCUGGGUUUGUUUAAGAUUUUCUCUUGCAGCUUUCUGCAGGGAAAUGUCUCUCUUGUGUUACAACAAAGGCUGCGGACAGCGUUUUGAUCCUGACAGAAACAGCGAUGAAAAUGCUUGUACAUACCACCCCGGUGUACCUGUGUUUCAUGAUGCAUUGAAGGGUUGGUCUUGCUGUAAGAGACGCACUACAGAUUUCUCAGAUUUCUUAAAUAUUGCGGGUUGUACAAAAGGAAAGCACUGCGAUGAAAAGCCUCCUGAGCCUGUCAAACCUGAAGUGAAGACCUCAUCAGAACCACAACUAAAAUCUAAUAGUAAUGAAUAUGUUAUGCAGAGCCGAAAACCAGUUGAAGCAGUUAUAAGGCCAAGCCCAGAUGCCCCUUUGGUAAGACUGGAACAAAAGGUUUCUUCUUCAUUGAAGCAAGCGCUAGAAAAACUCAAGUUAACUGCUGACAAUGGACCCACAAAUAAAGAAGAGGAUAGUAAUGAAGUGAAGGUUGGGACCACAUGUAAAAAUGCAGGUUGUAACAAGACUUUUCUAGAUGCAGGCAGCAAUGAAGAGGUAUGUGUUUAUCACUCUGGAGUGCCCAUUUUCCACGAAGGAAUGAAAUAUUGGAGCUGUUGUAAGAGAAAAACUUCCGAUUUCAAUUCUUUCAUAGCCCAAGGGGGCUGUACACAGAGCAAGCAUAUGUGGACCAAAGCAACUGCAGUCAAUAAAGUUGUACCAUGCCGGCAUGAUUGGCAUCAAACUGGAGGACAAGUCAUAAUUACUAUUUAUGCCAAAAACUCGAUCCCAGAGCUGAGUUAUGUUGAAGCUAACAGCACAGUGCUGAAUAUCCACAUUUUAUUUGAAAGGGAAAAAGAAUUUGAACACAAAGUGAACUUGUGGGGUGUCAUUGAUGUUAGUAAAAGCCAAAUGAGUAUGACACCCGCUAAGAUUGAGAUUACUAUGAAGAAAGCUGAACCAAUAUUAUGGGCUCGGCUUGAACUACCUCCACCGCAGCCUGAGAAAAAAGAUCAAGCUCCAGAUUCAAAUGAUGAAGACGAUUAAAAGAAACUGGACCAAUUUAAGAAUGUGAAGUGGGUGAUGGGAGGGAGUAAAUACCGUUUACUGUUCAAAUUAAUCAAUCGUGUAAUGCGUCUACAUUCUGUAUCCUUGUUUUACAAUUUUCAUAAAAUGACUGCUUACUGUAUUUUGAUGCACAGCUUUAAGAUAUUUAUGAACAAGCUGUACUACAUCUUGCAUAGAUUUAUUUGUGUAACAAAUGAACUGUAUUAUCCAGAACAUUGAUAACAUGCCCAAAAGCAUUGCAGCAUCCUCACUGUUUCAUUGAAAUUGAAUAAAGUCCACUUUUUCCAGUGUCUGGAACACUUACCUAUUAGAAUUCUAUUUACAUGACCUUGAUAAAAUCACAUUUUAUUCCUAUUUUGAAAAUAAAAGUGGUUAAGUAAUGCA
This is a messenger RNA of Carcharodon carcharias (great white shark), 1552 nucleotides long. RefSeq names its product cysteine and histidine-rich domain-containing protein 1-like. Lineage: Eukaryota; Metazoa; Chordata; Chondrichthyes; Lamniformes; Lamnidae. The record is from RefSeq and is a predicted model, not a curated record. The coding region runs from base 143 to 1147 and encodes 334 amino acids. The transcript is spliced from 11 exons.